GGGACGGGGCGGGGCCGCGGCGGCGACGGGAGAGGGGCGCCCCCUGGCGGAGAGCGCUGAGGGAAGGGCCCAGAGCCGCUCCUGCCGCCUGUCCCAGGUGACACAGCCAUCCCCAUCACCGCCACCAUGGGCUCUGUGCGUUCCCUGUCCGCCGCCAGCGCUGCCCCGAGCUGCAGGAAGGCCGAGGAUGAGGAGGAUGAGGAGGUGUUGGUCAGCCAGGAGCCUGUGCAGGACGGGGCCAAGAAUCCCUACGUGGAGUUCACGGGCCAGGACAGCAUCACCUGCCCCACCUGCCAAGGCACCGGCCGCAUCCCUUCAGAGCAGGUGAACGAGUUGGUGGCUCUGAUCCCCUACAGCGACCAACGGCUUCGUCCUCAGAGAACGAAACUCUAUGUGCUGCUCUCAGUGCUGCUCUGCCUGCUGCUGUCUGGCCUGGGGGUUUUCUUCCUGUUCCCUCACUCGGUGCUGGUGGACGAUGAUGGCAUCAAAGUGGUGCAGGUGUGGUUUGACAGGAAGAACUCCACUGUCCUCCUGGCCAUCACGGCCACGCUGAGGAUCAGGAAUUCCAACUUCUACUCGGUGGCAGUGAGCAGCCUGAGCAGCCAGGUGCAGUACAUGAACACCGUGGUGGGCAGGCAGCAGCUCACCAACGUCUCCAGCAUCCAGCCCCUGAGGGACAAACUGGUGAAUUUCACCGUGAAGGCAGAGCUGGGUGGAUCCCUGUCCUAUGUGUAUUUUUUCUGCACUUUGCCCAAGGUGAAGGUCCACAACAUCGUGAUCCUCAUGAGGACCUCGGUGAGGCUCUCCUACAUCGGCCACAGCGCCCAGAGCACCCUGGAGACCUUCCACUACCUGGACUGCAGCUCCAACUCCACGGCGCCGGCCCGGGGGACGCCCUGAGGGCCCCGCGGGCCCCCCGAGCGGCUCUGCGGGGACAGACCCGGCGCCUCCUCCGCCGCCCUGCCGGGGAUGCUCCUUCCCUUCCUUCCUGCCAAGGAAUCCGGAACCGAGGGCUGAAAUCCCAGAGAUUUGCAGUGGUUUGCACCUGUUCUGGAAGCUUGGCACCAUCAGGGUGUUUUGGGGUAAAUGGAUUUAAUUUUUGAGAGUGAAUGGGUUUAUUUUUUUCAGGGAAAAUGAAUUUGUUUUCCUGCUCAAUGGUGGCAGCACCUCAAGACCCCAAAAAAGGGAGAAUUCCCACCUGGAAUGAGCCUCUGUUACACCUUUGGAAGGAGCCAAAGGAACCCAAGUCUUUGGAAUUAAUCUCUCUCUCAUUUUCCCCCUGUGGCUCCGACCCCUUUGGCAUCCAGAGGCUCUUCCCUGGGGUUUGAAAUCCGGGAAUUUGCUGCUUUUUGUGCUCCACUUCCCAAAGCAGCGGGGAUUGGAGGGGGUUCUGUGGGAGGCUGGGAUUCCAAGGCCUCCCUGCCGGGAGCUGGACAUUCCUGCCAGCCGCUAUCCCGAGCAAAGCCCAGCUGCCAGCCCGGCCCCCGCAGCCCUUUGGCAUUUUGCCCCUUUUUGGGAGGUUUUUUCUGGAAUUUCAGCCCUCCUUUCCCGUGGGAUUCGGGAGCCAGACACAGUUACAUGGGAGGGGAUCUUCCCUGGAUUUUGGGGUGACAGUGGCACAAAAUCCACACUCCGCUCUCUUUUCCAGCAAGAGAUUCCUGCCCCUUCAGCAUUUGUGAGGCUGAAUUCUUCUGAAAUCAAUAAACCUGAUCUGGAUCUUUC
This is a messenger RNA of Zonotrichia albicollis (white-throated sparrow), 1722 nucleotides long. It is a transcript of the gene TMEM106C, whose product is annotated as transmembrane protein 106C. The record is from RefSeq and is a predicted model, not a curated record. Lineage: Eukaryota; Metazoa; Chordata; Aves; Passeriformes; Passerellidae.